This is a messenger RNA of Mucor mucedo, 604 nucleotides long. Its product is annotated as peptidyl-prolyl cis-trans isomerase cyp5. The transcript has 6 exons. Gene Ontology annotation, molecular function: peptidyl-prolyl cis-trans isomerase activity. Gene Ontology annotation, biological process: protein folding; protein peptidyl-prolyl isomerization. NCBI's taxonomy places the organism in Eukaryota, Fungi, Mucoromycota, Mucoromycetes, Mucorales, Mucoraceae. The coding region runs from base 16 to 546 and encodes 176 amino acids. The record is from RefSeq and is a predicted model, not a curated record.
CUCUAGUAUAACACAAUGGCUGCCAAGAAUCUUCCCAAAGUCUUUUUCGAUGUUGCCGUCAACGGUAAGCCUACCGGUCGUAUGACUUUCAAGCUCUUUUCCGAUGUUGUUCCCAAGACAGCUGAAAACUUCCGUGCUCUCUGUACCGGUGAAAAGGGUAUUGGUAAGUCUGGAAAGCCUUUGCACUUCAAGAACAGUGCCUUCCAUCGUAUCAUCCCUGGUUUCAUGGCUCAAGGUGGUGAUUUCACCUUGGGUGAUGGUCGUGGUGGUGAAUCCAUCUAUGGUCACAAGUUCAACGAUGAGAACUUCACUUUAAAGCACAAGGGUAAGGGUAUCUUGUCUAUGGCUAACGCUGGUCCCAACACCAACGGAUCUCAAUUCUUCAUUACCUUUGACAACACUCCUUGGUUAGACGGAAACCACACUGUCUUUGGUCAAAUUGCCGAAGGUACUGAUAUUUUGGACCUUUUGGAACAAUAUGGUACUCAAAGUGGUAGACCCACUGCCAAAAUCGAGAUUGUCGAUUCUGGAGAACUUAAAGAGUAGAAAAUUUAUUUUUAAUUUAAAUUAAUAAAAAUUUUGUUGCUUGUUGUUAAAUACACUA